Carya illinoinensis is the source of this 1605-nucleotide messenger RNA. RefSeq names its product 7-deoxyloganetic acid glucosyl transferase-like. Lineage: Eukaryota; Viridiplantae; Streptophyta; Magnoliopsida; Fagales; Juglandaceae. The coding region runs from base 76 to 1584 and encodes 502 amino acids. The record is from RefSeq and is a predicted model, not a curated record. Gene Ontology annotation, molecular function: UDP-glycosyltransferase activity. The transcript has 2 exons.
AACCACUUGCAUCCAUCCACGGUUAAAAGGGCGCAGACCUAGAGGUCAUGCGUCAAACACAAGAGUUCGAUUACUAUGGAAGAAGAGACGUCAAAUGUUCCCCCUCCUCAUGUUCUCAUCUUUCCCCUUCCCGCACAGGGACAUGUCAACUCCAUGCUCAAGCUGGCCGAGCUUCUUGCACUAUCCGGCCUCCACGUCACGUUCCUCAACACUGACUACAACCAAGAUCGUCUUUUUCGUCACACCAAUGUCCAGGCCCGUUUUGGCGGCUUUCCUGGUUUCCAAUUCAAGAUCAUCCCCGACGGCCUUCCGGUCGAGCACCCACGUGGCGGUGACCACUUCUAUGAGAUGUUUAAGAGCAUGAAUUUGGUCACUAAACCACUGCUUAGAGAGAUGCUGGUUUCUAGUAAAUUACAAUAUUAUGACGAUUCGGGCAGUAUUACUGCUAAUAAUAUUAGAUCAGGGCCAGUGAAUUGCAUCAUAGCUGAUGGGAUCCUGACCUUCCCUAUUGAUGUUGGUAAUGAACUUGGAAUUCCGGUCAUUCAUUUCCGUACCAUCAGUGCUUGUGCCUUCUGGAUUUACUUUUCCGUUCCAGAUAUGGAUGAAGCAGGGGAGCUUCCCAAUAUUACGUCAGGAAAGGAAGACAUGGAUCGCAUUAUAACAAGGGUGCCAGGCAUGGAAACAUUUCUCCGGUGCCGAGACCUUCCGAAUGUUAACCGAAUCGGCCUUCAGGAAAACCCACUCCAACUCAUUGGGGAGCUCACCAGACAGUCCACUCGAGCCCAUGCACUGAUAUUCAACACGUUUGAAGACCUAGAAAGGCCUGUACUUUCCCACAUACGUACUCAUUGUCCCCAAAUCUAUACAAUCGGACCCCUCCACGCACUUUUGAAACACAAACUUGGAUCUAAAACUACAACCUUGGCUGUGCAGUCUCAGUCUUCGAACAGCCUCUUCCAAGAGGACAGAAACUGCAUAACGUGGCUCGACGCUCAGCCAUUGAAGUCUGUAAUCUACGUGAGCUUCGGGAGCCUUGCAAAAAUGACAAAGUACGAGAUGAGAGAGUUUUGGUAUGGUUUAAUCCAUAGCAAGAAAAGAUUCCUGUGGGUCAUCCGAGCGGACAUGGUGGACGGGAAAGAUGAGGACGGUCAGAUUCAGGUUGAGCUGGUGGAAGGGACGAAGGAGAGGGGCUAUAUGGCGGAAUGGGUCCCACAAGAGGAGGUCCUGGCCCACCCGGCCGUAGGUGGGUUUUUCACCCACAGUGGGUGGAACUCAACCAUAGAGAGUAUAAUUGCUGGGGUUCCCAUGAUUUGCUGGCCUUACUUUGCCGAUCAGCAAGUGAACAGUAGGUUUGUGAGUGAGGUUUGGAAGCUUGGGAUGGACAUGAAGGACGUGUGCGAUAGGGUUGUCGUGGAAAAGAUGGUGAAUGAUCUGAUGGCGAAAAGGAGGGAGGAGUUCAUCAAAUCAACGGAUACAAUGGCUAGGUUGGCAAGAGAAAGUGUGAGUGAAGGUGGGUACUCUUACUGUAACUUGGAACGUUUGAUCGAAGACAUAAGGUUGAUGAGUACUGUUGGUGAAAAGUAAUAAUAAUAAGAAAAAUUCUAU